Messenger RNA from Eremomyces bilateralis CBS 781.70, 1989 nucleotides. RefSeq lists its product as uncharacterized. The coding region runs from base 278 to 1729 and encodes 483 amino acids. The record is from RefSeq and is a predicted model, not a curated record. NCBI's taxonomy places the organism in Eukaryota, Fungi, Ascomycota, Dothideomycetes, Eremomycetales, Eremomycetaceae. The transcript is spliced from 2 exons.
CUCGUAUUUCUAUUCCUUCAGCCGUCUCCCUCUCGACAUGUUCUUUGCACCGCAGUCUACAAGAAUCACAAUCCCGUAGCCCUUCUAGACAACAAGCCAUACCAGUAACCACUAGCAUCUUCUCGAAUAUGCCUCUAGCUCUUGAGGAACCUUUCCUAUCUAGGUAAGUUAGAAAUAUUUGUGCUAUAUGCACCGUUAGUUGACAUUCUGAAGCAGGACGGCCCAACCAAAGGCGGGAAAGGGGAAGACCUUCUUUGACCUUCCUUUGGAGAUACGCAUGAAUAUAUAUGAAGAGCUUGGCGCCUCAAAGAUCCUCAAAUUCGAUGAAUUUUGGCCAACGUUUCUCAGGAAAGGGACUCUAGGUGCCUACGAGUCGCCGGUUCAAUCGAGAGGCCGAUACAACGGCCUCGAUGUGUUGGCAACAUGCAAAGCGAUCAAGGAGGAAGCCAUGCUCCCCUUACUGAGCAAGGUGACCUUUAGAUGUGCGUCGUGCCUCGACUUUGUCGGCCUAAUGAUGCGGAUGCCCGAAAAUUACCGGCGCUGCAUUCGACAUGUAGUCAUCGUGUUGGACGAUUCCAUGAUCUCGAACGAAUCAUACCUGUGGCGGAAUAUGUUCCCGGUAUUCCCAGGGUUGCGGCUUGAUACGCUCGUUCUAAUUGAGAAAUUCCACAGAACCAAGACGUUCGGUUGGUAUGGUACGAAGGAGUCCAAUGUGGUAGGAGAGGAACGCCUCGUUUUCAAACAGCACCUUCUGGAGAAUGGCAAAGGAUGGAAGGAUUUACGGAUCUUUAGUCGGUACUAUGGGUCGAUCGACAGUACUCUGUCGGAGUUGCACCAAUUCCGUCAUGAUGUGGAUCCCAACGAUGAACCCGAACCACCGUGGACUUCCCUUGCGAAUUUCGGGAACCAGGUGUUGGCAACUCGGGACGGAUCGCAAACUAAACCUCUCGCGAAGCUUUCCCUAAUCACCGAUUGCCCGUCUCACGACGAUAGGCAUUGGUCUGAGUUGGAGAAUUUGCCGCUGUGUCAUCGAGACCCCAAUAACCAGCAAGUUGGAUGGAACCCCCUUCGAAUUAUGCGAGACCAAGGCAUUACCAGUGAAAGAAUGUGGGCGCUACGAUGUGGUACUCGGCCCGAUAAUCAGGGUGUCUGUUUCCACGCUCGUCGAGGAAGGGCAGCCAACUAUGAAGAGGAUGGAGCAGGUGUUGCCCCAGAGUUCAAGAAAUAUAUCGAAAGAACAACCUAUGGUGACUUUCUCGCCUACUGCACGAAGAAGGCGAGAGUUUCAACCAUGGCGAGACAUCGAACCACAGCGACAUUUCCAGCCACGGCAACACUUCCAACAACGGCGACACUUCCAAGCGUACUGAGUGUCCCUAACGUGCCGAGUGUUCCCACUGUGCCGAAUCUUCCAACCGUGCCGAGUGUUCCAACCGCACCCAGUGUUCUAGCCGCGCCGAGUCUUUCAACAGCAGCGAGUGUUCUACCCGCGCCAAGUCUUCCAGCCGCACCGAGCCUUCUAGCUAUAGCGAGUCCUCCAGCCACGGCGAGUCCUCCAGCUACGGCGAGCCCUCCAGCCACGGCGAGUCUUCCAACCACCCCUGCUUGGACGGACGUUCAAAGGAGCUCACCCAAGACCCCAGAAACUAACUGGACAAAGGCUAUGCUUAUAUCAGCCCUCAUCGGUGGCAGCAUCCUAUUUGUCGUCCUCCUGGCGGUCUACGCGUAGACCUUGUGAGAUGGGGGCGCAUGAUGUUAGGCAUUACUAUCCUUCGCGUAAUAGAUCGAUAUAUUCGGAACAACGCAAAUCCAUAGUACUAAUGAAGUAAUAUCCCUCAGGAAAUCUUUUUUUUUGCGGAACAUGGUCUGACAAAGAGGGUAAACUUCUAUGGGAUUUUGAUUUGAUCCCUUGCAAAUGUGGAGUUAUAUCUCACUCUGCCCAGACAGUCGUUUACGGAACAGCAACUGCUUCGAGGUAUCAGGCGUGCA